UCACCGCCGAGGUCGACACCCUCGUCGUCUCCUCCGACACCGUCCAGGUCGUGCUCACGCAGUCCACCACCGUCACCGUCACCGGAACUGUCUACACCACGCUCGAGCAGCCGUACGUCACGAGCAUGCCCCUGAUUUCCGGGGGAAUCAUCACCUUGUCCAGCACUGAACCCUUGCCCACCGACGACCCGUCCACUUCAGAAUCAACCUCGACCUCGUCGUCUUCUGUCGCUACCUCGUCUGGUAGCUCUGUCCUCGCGUCCUCCUCUUCCUCUUCCUCCUCCUCGUCUACAGCUACAUCGCCGGCUGUGUCACCUUUGUCUGAGACUACAGCGCUCGCAACUUCGUCGUCGUCGUCGUCCUCCUCCUCGUAUACUACCGAGCAGAUCCCGUCGUCUACUCUGUCCUCCACCUCGUCAGGAACGACCCUGGUUACCUCUGAAAGAGUCUCAAACUCCACCUUCUCGACAAGUUCAAGCACACUCAUGACUUCGUCUACCUCCCUCUCGUCCACCAGCCUGGCUGCCUCCAGCCCGACCAGCACCUCCGCGAGCUCAGACUCGUCGUCGUCGUCGUCGUCGUCGUCGACCACCGUCGCGCAGACAACCUCGUCGUCGUCAACGACCGCGACCGGAUCGGUUGAUAUGUUCAAGGCCAUCGCCACGGACGCGCCCCCGUCGAUGUUCACGCGUCUGUCUGCGCACCCGCUGCAGCCGACUGGUUUCUCGUCUUCGAUUAUCAAGAACUCGACUAUCCCGACGAAUAACUUCUACACGAACCUGUAUCUCGACAACCGCGACCAGCCGGCGUAUCCGUACCCUUACUCGGUGUGGUGGAACCAGGGCACCAACAGUGACUAUGGUCUCGGAAUCAGUCAUACCACCUCCAGCCAGUUUACCUUUGGUCCCGACUCGAGCGCGGACCCGGUCGAGUACUUCGUCUCGCCGAUCGGUAUCCGCUCGAUGUCGCUCUCUGCCGCCGAGUUUGGCUCUUCGAUGACCAUGAACCUGACCAACCCGCUCGAGAUGUCGGUCGACAUCACCCUCGCCCCCAGCUCGUCCUCCAGCAGCUCGCUCGUGAUCCCGCUCGUGCAGGGCACCGGCUUCAUCACCGGCGUCUACAAGAACCUGACGCCGAUGUUCAACUCGCAGGUGAGCUACACGUCGCUGACAAAGUCGACCAGCCCGCGCACCAACGUCGUCAAAUACGUCGCCGCGCUGAGCGACGGCACCUCGUGGGGAAUCUACGCGACGCUGGCGGACAGCUCGCAGAGCUUUGAGCUGACGCUCACAAACUCGACCUCGGUCACCGCGGGGAAAUCGUACAGCAGCAUUGUUGUGCAGAUUGCAAAGAUCGUGUCCGGACAGGAGUCUGUCUACGACGACCACGCGGGCAUGUACGCUACCAAGGCGUCGCUCAGUGGAUCGGCUGUUAACGGUAAGGGAUACGUGACGAUUACGUGGGCGACCGCGGGCUCGAACAAUGCUGAUGCGCUGAUGCUGUUUGCGCUGCCUCACCAUGCUUCGUCGUUCAGCUCGAGCACGUCUGCCAAGUCGCUUGGCUUUACUCUGGACGCGCUCACCAAGGGCACCGCGACUGCAUACUCGACGAGCACGUUUGAGUUUGUGGAGACGCUGCCGGAUAUCAACUUUGCUCCGUGGACGAGCAUCUCGGGCAAGUCUGCAAACUACACGAGCUCGGCGCUGGGUUUGAUCACCAAGGCUGCCGUGGCUGAGCUCAAGCAAGACGUUGUCUCGAUGACGGACUUGGACUCGAUGUACAGCUCGGGCAAGAUCUUGGGCAAGUUUGCGAUGAUUUGCUAUACGGUGCACGGAAUCUUGGGCAACACCGCGCUCACAAAGACGUGCCUUGCGAACCUGAAGGAGGCAUUCGCGCGGUUCUCGAGCAACAGCCAGACAUAUCCUCUGUACUAUGACGAGACAUACAAGGGACUGAUCUCGUCUGGCGCGAUCAGCACCGGCGACUCGCUCACAGAUUACGGAAACUCGUACUACAACGACCACCAUUUCCACUACGGCUACCAUAUCCACGCGGCCGCGGUGAUUGGCUACGUCGACUCCGCCCUGGGCGGGACAUGGGCGUCCGACAACAAGGAGUACGUGAACUCGCUCGUGCGCGACGUGGCCAACCCGUCGCACGACGACACGUACUUCCCCGUCUCGCGCUCGUUCUCGUGGUACCACGGCCACUCGUGGGCCAAGGGUCUGUUUUCGGCAGCGGACGGAAAGGACCAGGAGUCGUCGUCGGAGGACGUCCACCACGCGUACGGAAUCAAGAUGUGGGGAUCUGUCGUGGGCGACUCGUCGAUGGAGGCGCGGGGCGCGAUGAUGCUUGCGUUGAUGAAGAGGAGUAUGAACGACUACAUCCUGAUGGCGAGCGACAACACCAUCCAACCCUCGAACUUCAUCGGCAACAAGGCCGUCGGCAUCAUCUUUGAGAACAAGGCAGACCACACCACCUUCUUUGGCACAAACGAGGAGUACAUCGAGGGCAUCCACAUGCUCCCUCUCACGCCUGUUUCGUCGUACAUCCGCACGCCGACGUUCGUCUCCGAGGAGUGGGAGUCCAAGCUCGCGAGUCUUGCGCCGACGCUGACGGACGGAUGGAGAGGCAUUUUGUACAGCAAUUUGGGUCUGACGGAUCCGGAGUCUGCGUACGAGUUCUUCACCGGCAGCGAUUACAGCAGCGAUUACCUCGAUGGUGGAGCUAGUCUGACCUGGUACCUUGCUUACCUUGCUGGUGUGUAUUCCUUCUUUUCUUCCUGCAUUCUCUAGGGAACUAUACUAACAGACAUUUAAUAGGCGUCGGCGGUGCUUCCUCAUAAGCACAUGUGUUAUACUACUGUACUUUUAUCCCCUCGGCACUCGGCAAUUCAGCCACUACCUACUGUUUGCCGAGUCAUGUAUCAAAAAAAACCCCUCGGCAUGGUGAAUUGUGAAUAUCGUUUGUGAAUCAACAUAGAGCAUACGUGUGAGUAUGCGUGUAUUUGUAUUUGGGUG
Messenger RNA from Myxozyma melibiosi, 3020 nucleotides. Its product is annotated as glycosyl hydrolase family 81-domain-containing protein. The transcript is spliced from 2 exons. Gene Ontology annotation, molecular function: glucan endo-1,3-beta-D-glucosidase activity; endo-1,3(4)-beta-glucanase activity. The coding region runs from base 126 to 2795 and encodes 889 amino acids. The record is from RefSeq and is a predicted model, not a curated record. Gene Ontology annotation, cellular component: cell surface. Lineage: Eukaryota; Fungi; Ascomycota; Lipomycetes; Lipomycetales; Lipomycetaceae.